Messenger RNA from Ficedula albicollis (Collared flycatcher), 1950 nucleotides. Its product is annotated as polycystic kidney disease protein 1-like 3. NCBI's taxonomy places the organism in Eukaryota, Metazoa, Chordata, Aves, Passeriformes, Muscicapidae. The coding region runs from base 1 to 1950 and encodes 649 amino acids. The record is from RefSeq and is a predicted model, not a curated record. The transcript is spliced from 2 exons.
AUGUGCACCAGAGAUGCCAAAGAUAAAAAGAGCCCCCCAGAAUUCACCCCGGGGAGCUGUGCUGUGCAGAGCCCCCCAGAAUUCACCCCGGGGAGCUGUGCUGUGCAGAGCCCCCCAGAAUUCACCCCGGGGAGCUGUGCUGUGCAGAGCCCCCCAGAAUUCACCCCGGGGAGCUGUGCUGUGCAGAGCCCCCCAGAAUUCACCCCGGGGAGCUGUGCUGUGCAGAGCCCCCCAGAAUUCACCCCGGGGAGCUGUGCUGUGCAGAGCCCCCCAGAAUUCACCCCGGGGAGCUGUGCUGUGCAGAGCCCCCCAGAAUUCACCCCGGGGAGCUGUGCUGUGCAGAGCCCCCCAGAAUUCACCCCGGGGAGCUGUGCUGUGCAGAGCCCCCCAGAAUUCACCCCGGGGAGCUGUGCUGUGCAGAGCCCCCCAGAAUUCACCCCGGGGAGCUGUGCUGUGCAGAGCCCCCCAGAAUUCACCCCGGGGAGCUGUGCUGUGCAGAGCCCCCCAGAAUUCACCCCGGGGAGCUGUGCUGUGCAGAGCCCCCCAGAAUUCACCCCGGGGAGCUGUGCUGUGCAGAGCCCCCCAGAAUUCACCCCGGGGAGCUGUGCUGUGCAGAGCCCCCCAGAAUUCACCCCGGGGAGCUGUGCUGUGCAGAGCCCCCCAGAAUUCACCCCGGGGAGCUGUGCUGUGCAGAGCCCCCCAGAAUUCACCCCGGGGAGCUGUGCUGUGCAGAGCCCCCCAGAAUUCACCCCGGGGAGCUGUGCUGUGCAGAGCCCCCCAGAAUUCACCCCGGGGAGCUGUGCUGUGCAGAGCCCCUCAAAAUUCACCCCGGGGAGCUGUGCUGUGCAGAGCCCCCCAGAAUUCACCCCGGGGAGCUGUGCUGUGCAGAGCCCCCCAGAAUUCACCCCGGGGAGCUGUGCUGUGCAGAGCCCCCCAGAAUUCACCCCGGGGAGCUGUGCUGUGCAGAGCCCCCCAGAAUUCACCCCGGGGAGCUGUGCUGUGCAGAGCCCCCCAGAAUUCACCCCGGGGAGCUGUGCUGUGCAGAGCCCCCCAGAAUUCACCCCGGGGAGCUGUGCUGUGCAGAGCCCCCCAGAAUUCACCCCGGGGAGCUGUGCUGUGCAGAGCCCCCCAGAAUUCACCCCGGGGAGCUGUGCUGUGCAGAGCCCCCCAGAAUUCACCCCGGGGAGCUGUGCUGUGCAGAGCCCCCCAGAAUUCACCCCGGGGAGCUGUGCUGUGCAGAGCCCCCCAGAAUUCACCCCGGGGAGCUGUGCUGUGCAGAGCCCCCCAGAAUUCACCCCGGGGAGCUGUGCUGUGCAGAGCCCCCCAGAAUUCACCCCGGGGAGCUGUGCUGUGCAGAGCCCCCCAGAAUUCACCCCGGGGAGCUGUGCUGUGCAGAGCCCCCCAGAAUUCACCCCGGGGAGCUGUGCUGUGCAGAGCCCCCCAGAAUUCACCCCGGGGAGCUGUGCUGUGCAGAGCCCCCCAGAAUUCACCCCGGGGAGCUGUGCUGUGCAGAGCCCCCCAGAAUUCACCCCGGGGAGCUGUGCUGUGCAGAGCCCCCCAGAAUUCACCCCGGGGAGCUGUGCUGUGCAGAGCCCCCCAGAAUUCACCCCGGGGAGCUGUGCUGUGCAGAGCCCCCCAGAAUUCACCCCGGGGAGCUGUGCUGUGCAGAGCCCCCCAGAAUUCACCCCGGGGAGCUGUGCUGUGCAGAGCCCCCCAGAAUUCACCCCGGGGAGCUGUGCUGUGCAGAGCCCCCCAGAAUUCACCCCGGGGAGCUGUGCUGUGCAGAGCCCCCCAGAAUUCACCCCGGGGAGCUGUGCUGUGCAGAGCCCCCCAGAAUUCACCCCGGGGAGCUGUGCUGUGCAGAGCCACCGGCACCCGGCUGCCCUGCGCUGGCACUGGUGCCAUGGGAGCAAACAGAGGGUGCAGCUGUGCCCAAGGCAGGGGAAAUGA